AUGGAAAAUUUCCUUAGAGAAUUACCUAAAUGUGAACAUCACGUUCAUUUGGAAGGUACUUUGGAACCAUCACUAUUAUUCAAACUAGCAAAAAGAAAUAAUAUAACUUUGCCUGAGACUUUCCCUAAAACGGUUGAAGAAUGUAAUGAUAGAUACAACAGAUUUGCAGAUUUACAAGAUUUCUUAGAUCAUUAUUAUAUUGGAAUGGGUGUUUUGAUUACUGAAAAUGAUUUUUACGAUUUAGCUAUGGAUUAUUUUACCAAAGCUCAUUCUGAUGGAUGUCUUCAUUCGGAAGUUUUCUUCGAUCCACAAGGUCAUGUUGAAAGAAACAUAGAUAUCGAUGUUGUUGUUCAAGGUUUUAAUCGUGCAUGUAAAGAUGCUAAUACCAAAUACGGUACCACCAACAAAUUGAUCAUGUGUUUAUUAAGACAUUUACCUGCGGAAAAUGGAUUACAAACUAUUCAUUCAGCUUCUAAAUAUUACCAAGACGGUAUUAUCCAUGGAUUAGGAUUAGAUUCCAGUGAAAAACCAUUCCCACCAAAUUUAUUCACUGAAUGCUAUGCCCAUAUCAAAGAUAAUUUCCCUGAAGUUGGGUUAACUGCUCAUGCUGGUGAAGAAGGAGAUCACACUUUUGUCAGUGAUGCAUUGAAUUUGUUGAAAGUUUCUAGAAUUGAUCAUGGUGUCAAUUCUCACCAAAGUGAAGAGUUAAUGCAGAGAUUAGCUGAACAAAAAACUUUACUUUCAUUGUGUCCAUUAUCAAAUGUUAAAUUGCAAGUGGUUAAAGAUGUUAAGGAGUUACCAAUUGACAAGUUUUUCCAAAUGAACGUACCAUUUUCAAUCAACUCUGAUGAUCCAGCCUAUUUUGGUGGAUAUAUUUUAGACAAUUAUAAAGCUGUUCACACAAGAUUUGGAUUCACCAAAGACCAAUGGAAAAUAAUUGCUUUAAAUGGUAUUAAAGGUUCAUGGUGUGACGAUCAAAGAAAAAAUGAAUUAAUUAGCUUGGUUGAAGAAGUUUAUAAAAAAUACAAUAUUGAAGGUUGCUGA
Molecule: messenger RNA, 1044 nt
Organism: Candida albicans SC5314
Lineage: Eukaryota; Fungi; Ascomycota; Pichiomycetes; Serinales; Debaryomycetaceae
Gene: AAH1
Product: adenine deaminase
Exons: 1
Coding region: 1-1044 (347 amino acids)
Biological process (GO): hypoxanthine salvage; purine ribonucleoside monophosphate biosynthetic process; adenine catabolic process
Cellular component (GO): cytosol; nucleus
Molecular function (GO): adenine deaminase activity
Source: RefSeq, a predicted model, not a curated record